Messenger RNA from Dreissena polymorpha, 7803 nucleotides. Its product is annotated as NBAS subunit of NRZ tethering complex-like. Lineage: Eukaryota; Metazoa; Mollusca; Bivalvia; Myida; Dreissenidae. Gene Ontology annotation, biological process: retrograde vesicle-mediated transport, Golgi to endoplasmic reticulum. The record is from RefSeq and is a predicted model, not a curated record. The transcript is spliced from 59 exons. Gene Ontology annotation, cellular component: endoplasmic reticulum membrane; Dsl1/NZR complex. Gene Ontology annotation, molecular function: SNARE binding. The coding region runs from base 392 to 7534 and encodes 2380 amino acids.
AUGAUGUGACAAAGCUGAACUCUGGGCUGAUAAGCCGACUAACAUUGCAUCAUAACAUUGAUAGUGCAUGGUUUUUCAAUGGAUCUGUAUACGGACAAACCACAAGACAAGAGCGUGUCAAGUUCGACAUAUAUGACAAUAUAGACAAUGUAAUAGAAAACUUCAGAUUUGGACAGAGGACGUAGAUACAACACAUCCAGUAGAAACUAUGGUCUCAUUUGCUACACUAAAAGGGAAGAGGACGUGACGUUGGUCUAAAUACACCUGGCGCCGAUACUUAAAUGCAGAUUCCAAGCAGAUGUGCAAGUCGUGUGGACAGCUGUAGAGACUCGCGCAGAACCGAGACGCCAGGAAGAAGCUGGUCGUCGGCCAGACGAAACAACAGGCGAAGAUGAGAUUAGACGAUUGUUGCUUAGACGACCACACGUUAUUCCACGGUGCUAUACAAAACAACUGCGCAUCGACGCCGAGUUUUACUAAGAAACGAUUGGUAGAUCACGCCGGGUAUGCAUAUACUUUGAUAACAGAUGGCACUUCGAUACCAGCUAACAACAAAAACCACGCGCGAGAGAAACCUUCAGCUGGUAAACAAGGCACCUACAGUCCUGAUACAGCACCAAGCAGACAAAGAAAUGGCUGGAGGCUUCUGCGUAGUUUUGGACGUCCUUUUCAAUCAGGAGGGACCAACAACCUGCCCAGUAACUUUGUGAAACUCAUCAACUGUACAAUCAACUGGCGUAUAGCAGUGACAAGAGAUGGCCACUUGGUUGCAGUUAUGCAGGACCAGAGUGUGGAGAUAAGAUCUAGCCAUGACGACUUUGAGUCUGUAACUGGGAGAGUCAAACUGGAACCUGACAGCCAGCUCCAGUGGCGCCAACUGGCUUGGAGUGUUGAUGGAACCAUGCUGGCAUGUUCCUAUAGCAACGGAACAGUUCAGGCGUACGAUAUCGUAGGAACGCAAUUGUUUGCGAUUGCUGGCAAUGAGGUCUAUACCGGCGAUCUUAGCUAUGCCGUGGCUAGCCUGGUGUUUACACACAGAGCAAAGGAUACAGAAUGGCCGAUUCAGUUGUUAGUGGUCAACUACCAGGGAAGACUGUCCAGCUAUAAAGUACACAGGGAUAAGGGCCAGCAACUUCUGCAUGAAUUCAACUUUAGUUCACACUACCCUCUAGGAAUAAGUUGUAUGGAGUGGGAUACAACUGCAGGCCUGCUGUAUGCGGGUGGGUGUGGUCAGGAUGCAGAGGGCGUUACUACGGCAACCAGGGAGGGCUUGACAGCGUGGCGGGUCCUCUCCGACUAUCCACACUACAAACUGGUCACCGACUAUGCACAGGAUUUGAAAAAGGCCAAAAGUGAGAUGUCCUUUUCCAGACGUUUAAAACUGCCACUUCUGUCUCGUCUCCGGGCGGCCAACAGCGACGGUGUGCUGUGCAUGACAAUGUCGCCAGACAUGAAACACCUGGCAUCGCUCCAUUGGUCUGGCAAGUUGUGUGUGUGGUCGCUGCCAGGACUUCAGAUGGUGAGCAGCUGGAGCCACGAUGAUCAGCCAAAUGCCAAUGACCUGAGUCCGGAGCACACAGAGAAUCCACAGCUUCGAAAACUGAUUAAAGAUUUGGUUAGCACCCGUCAACUUAUUGAUGUCAAUUGGUGGUCAGAUAGGGCUGUGAUACUGGCGCGAGGUACCGGAGCUGUGACCGUGUGUGCAAAGGAGACACUCACCAACCUGCUAAGUAACCCAGAGUGGUUCGAACCUGCCCCACGACUCACUGGUGUGCAUAAUGGAGGAUUUCUUGGGCUAGAGGUUGAAUGCAGGUUUCCCAGGAAGCGAGUGCUGGCAUUGAAUGCUGAUGAGAAGGAUGAUGAAGAUGACAGUGAUGUGGAGGAAGGCCUCCUAUCCAGGUCAUGGGGCGUUGCCAAGCAGUGCUUACAUUACAUUACUGACAUGGAGACAUUCAAGCCACCCAAAAAGAAACCUAAGCUUGUGAAUCGUACCUACAGACUUGUGUGCCUUAAGAAAACAACACCUGAGGAGCUCUUUGCCAGAAAGCUGGAGAAUGAGGAGUAUGGUGAGGCGAAGUUGCUGGCCCAGACAUAUGGGCUGGAUGUGGACCUGGUGUACCAGCGACAGUGGAAGAAGGCCCCAGUGGAUAGGGCUUCCAUACAGGACUACCUGAGCAAGAUCAGCAAACGCUCAUGGGUGUUACAUGAGUGCAUGGAGAGACUGUCAGACCGUCUCGACGCCAUGAAAGAGCUGCUUGAGUUUGGACUGCGAGGCACUGACCUUCCUGCUCUCAUCAUGAUCGGCAGUGGAGAGGACAAGGGCAGGUUCAUUUUAUGUGACCCUGAAGAAGGUCUGUAUGAAGAUGUGGAGCUAGACGUCUUCGACCCAGAGGUGGAAAAGAAACGGGAACAAUUGAGACAGGAACGUAUCACCUCAUUGCUCAAACAGGUCAACUUUAGUAGUUUGAACCUUGAGCAGAGAGAAUUGUGUAGGGCAAGGAGAAAGCUUUUACAGUACUUGUACAGACUGAACACAUAUGAGAACAUCCUGGGAGGCGUGACUGCUGCAGAGAGAUAUGAAGCCAAGUUCUUUGAGAAGUUCAGAUCACAAAACAUGGUCCAGACAGCCAUCACAUAUGCACAGAACAGUGACUGGAAGGCUCUGGAAGUUCUCUUCACAUAUCAUGGCCGUGAACUCCUGCCACAUAGGUUAUCAAUCCUUGGCAGUUUCCCAGAGACAACAAAUCCAGCUGAGUACCAAUUAUUGCUCCCUGAAAUCAGAUCCAGGGAGGUGGUUGAGUGGGCAGUGGACACAUGGAAUCCCCCAGACUGGGUGGAGACUGACCCGUGUGACUCUGCCCUGGCACUGCCCAUAGAGGACCCUGGGGCAUUCCUGUACGAGCUCCACCCUGACACACAGAAAUACAGGGGUAACCUGAGCGGUGACAUCGUGUGUGGCUGGUAUGAGGAGAGGGCAGUCGAGAUAGAGCGCCUCUCUAGACAGGCUGACUGCGCCCUGCAGCUGAUACGACUUGCAGUGGAGAAAGGCGUUCAGGGACUAGAACGAAUACAGAAUGACUUUGUAACCAUGGAAACCCUGGUGUACAGCUGUAAUAUUGAUGACAACUUCACCUUUAGGCAACUUCAAGAAAUGUCCAACUACGAAAAACUGGAAUUGAUGAUGUCCAAGUCAACAGAUGACAUGUACAGCAAGAAUCUACGUAAAUGGCUGGUUCCAUUCCUGCGCCAGUGUGAGAGGUCCAAACCGGGAACCUACAUCGAGUUGCUCAAACACUAUGUGCUCAAAAUGGCCACCGGUGACCUUAGACGACCUCUGCAGAUAUUUGAAUCUUCCAAGACUCAUCUGCCUAGUCCUGUGAUACCCAAGCAGUCGGACCUGAUGUCCAUAGCUAUCGAGGCCAUAUACUGCUGUCAAAGAGAUGAUCAGUUGUCCCUGGCAGAAGACAUCCUGAAAUGCCUGCCCAAGAGAGGUUACGGAGCUGACACCAAAGAUAUUGAGAGACUUCACAUUGAAGUGGACAAGCUAGAAAAUCAUCUCUUUGCAGCCAAGAUUCUAGGACAGUAUGGAGUGAAGAAGCCAGUGUUUUAUGUCAGGGACUCCGAGAAAAAUGGGGAUGAAGGGGAACAGCUUAUGAUCAAGCUGACACGCCUUGUUGGAAGAAGAGAGAAGGAGGUGAGCUACAAUGAGUGGGCCCAGCUUCACUCGGAUGUCAUGGAGCUUCAGUCCAAGGUGUACCGCUGUGUCACGCAGGCUCUCUGCCACGAGAUCUUCGUGGAAGGUCUGCUGUGCUCAAACAACGCAGGCUACAUCCGACUGGCAGAGGCCCUCAUAGAGAGGUCUGAAGUCGAGUCCCACAGGCCAACGCCCCUAACCUACACGAUGCAGACCCGUAUCCCGUACCACACAGCCAUAAAACUAGUCCUUUCAGCAGCACAGGAGUACUUCAACUCGUCAGCCAACCUAUCAGAUUCUUGCAUUAAUCUUGCAAGAGCGUGUUUGAACCUGAUCCAGGACACGCCCCCAGGUAUACAGGAGGAGCUUGACCUGAUAGCAGCCCUGGCAGUCCUUGAUGACUUUGGCCUCACAGUCCUACCGCUACAAGUGAGAUUGAGCAAGGACAGACUGGCACUAGUAGAGCAGAUUGUUAUUACAAACACUUCUGCGUAUCAACACAAACAAAAGUUACUCAGACUGGGUCACCUACUGCGUGUAGGAGGGGCAGACAAGGACUCUACAGAGGGGCGUGUCUUGCACCUGGUUGCCAAGGCAGCAAUUCAACAACAUAAUUUUGAAGUUGCCCAUGAGGUGUGCAGGGAGCUGAUUGAUGCGGGGUACGGGCCCUCCUGGGAUGUGUGUGUGGACUUGGCUGAACACUCCAAUCUGCAGAACCUGCACACCAGACUGGAACUGCUGUCAUUUGGACUGACUUACUGCACAGCAGAUAUGAUUGAGCCCAUCCUGCAAGCAAAGGCUCUCUUAGAAACACAGGUCCUUUGUGAAGGGAUCGGUUCCGAGGUUGCUGAACCAAACCCUGAGACCGCAAGCCGUGUGAGCCCCUUCAGCGCUAAGGCAGCCCUGCAGCAGACGCGGCACAUCCUGUCCUCCACCAAACAGACCACCAGGGCGGUACUCUCCACUGUGACAGACUCCAAGUGGUGGCAGGGAACCGUGAGCAAACUGAAACAGCCAAUGGGAAGGCAGGUCUCAAACGACUUGACCAAUCAGAACAAGGAUUUGAAGCUGCAGUCAUGUCACCAGUUCUAUGAAGGAUUUAUUGAUCGUGCCUAUUCAAACAAUGAGGAUGCAGAUUUUCGCCACUUAGAGGAGUAUAUUGAGGAUGAUGUCAGACAUAUUGGAGAAAGUCUUCUGCGCACGGCACAACUGGAGGAGAUGUUGACAGAGGGAGAGAAGUCUCACUCUCCUGAUGAAGUGCUGGUCCAGCUUGCCAAGGACUGCCUCUGCACUGACAGCACCCUGGCCCUCGCCUACCUCCUGGCACUCCGCCAGCCGACUGACGCCGAUGGAUGCUUUGCCACCCACGUGGUCACUGACAUUUCCCUCCAGAUGGCGCUCUACUACUAUGUCCUGCAGCUGUAUACUGCGCUGAAACCAGUGGACUUGCCCCAUAUGUCUCCGCUGUAUGUGAAAGAUCCAGUGACAGUGAUGCAGAGUGUCACCAGCCUGGUAUGUGGCCAGAAGGAUUUUGAUUGGCCUGAUUACGUUGUUGCCUUGGUGACCAAGAUCAAACAUUACAAUGAAAUGCUUGAAGACUAUCGACAGGCUGAGAUUCUGAGGAAUCUUGGCAAAGGUAUCAACAUAGGAAGGUUUGUGGAGGACUCAGAGUACAAAGUGGAGACCAUACUUGGACUGGCAAUGAGCCUGGAGGAGGAUCUUUAUCAGAUAGCAGUGAGCCUGGCAGGCAGGAACUCUGUCCCCCUGUGGCAGGUGUAUGCAGCACAGCUGGAGACAAUCUUCUGUGAUUCCAGCUUGAGCCUAGAAGAACUGCAAGAGAGAGUGACCAAGUUACAGCUGAUAGAGAGCCUCAGCCUGCAGCCAGCUGCCUUCAGUGAGCACAUGGGGCUGCGAGUGUACCCAGAACUGGACGGAACUGACCAUGCCCGCAUGCUCUACUACUUCUCCACCCUGCUCAAGUGUGAGGGGCCACUCCAGGGGGGAAUAACUGCAGACGGGCAUGUCAAGCUGUUGAAGAAGCUGAAACCAGUUGCUGCAGGUUUGGACUACAAGCUGCUGUUGGCAAGUGCGGAUAAUGUGAUAGAUGUUCUCUCCCCUUGCAUAACCAUGUCCAAUGUGAACACAUUCGCCAAGUUGGCCAAACAGAUUCCAGAUGGGCGUGGGGGUAUGCUGGAUGCCAGUGUGGUGUACUGUACCUGGGCAGUGAAGUUCUUCUGGGAGGGAGAUGGCAAGAGGCAGCCUGACACCACUACUGCCUGGAUUCAUCGCUAUGAGGCAUGUGGGGAGUUCUUGCACAAGCUACAGGCUGACCACAUACCAACCUUCCUCCAGGCUAUCCUAUAUUCUAAAAAGCCAACGCAGCUGCUGGAGGUGGACUGCAGACAGGAGAUUGGCAGGCGAAUCCUCAAGUAUUGUCGUCAGCAAACCAGCAAGAAAAAGAUGCCAGACAAUGAGAAGACAUCCUGGGAAAGUGCUGUAUCUGUUGUCAAUGGUUACCUGGAGCACCUGACCACCCUUAGUGACCCCGUAAUCAUGGCAAUGAGGUCAUCUGACAACAGCAGAGUGCAGGAGUACUAUAACGUUUACAACUUGUCAAUGGGCAACACUGACCAGGUGAAGCAGUUGCUGUUGAGAGUCAUUCUGGAGGGCGAGAUGUCACUGGACCAGGUCCACAGCCUGGUCAGUGUGGGGCCUGGUCGCCAUGGGAACAUCAGGGUACUUGUACAGGAAGCUGUGGAACAUGUCCUACUCAGUUUGAGCAAAAAGGAUAGUUCAUUUAAGCCCCUAAACAUCGUGGAUCCUCUGAAAAGUCUGGAAAAUAUUGUGACAAAUGUGGAAAAGCAUGGGGAAGGACUGGUGACUGGAGAGCAGCUGAUGUCCCAGCUGCGACCUUUCUGUUCUGAUCCCACUGUCAAUGUGCAGCCACGACUUGAUGUCCUACACAUUCUUGAAAAGAGUUUCUCCCUCUCUGAAGAUGACCUUGUGUUGUUGACCUUGUAUAGAACCCAGGCUGUCAUCACAGAGGUCUGGCCUGACAUUCAGGUAGCGGAGGCAGAGAUCAGCACCCCAGUCUCCAGGGGGAGGUUAUUCUCCACCUUACUUGAGAAGAGCUCACAUUCUGAGUUGGGCAAACAAGAGUUCUUGGCCUUGGCUAAGCUCCUCAAACUGUGGCCAACAUUUGGAUAUAAAGAAAAUUCAGCAGACAACAUUUUAGCAGACGACAAAUUUCCCAGCAUUCAAAGGGUUAAAAAAAAAAGUGACUUCCUGUUCAGAGUUGGGACGGAGCAGCCCUGGGUUUCCCUGCUGAAGGCCAUGGUGUCCCACCGGUCUGGGGAGGUGCACACCCUGGUCCUUGAGGUGUUCAAGUCAAGUGGGAUGCAGCUGACUGCACAGGAGACAGAGGCCCUGUUCAAGGGUCUGGUCCGCCAUGCCUCCUACCUCACUGCAGUGAAGCUGGGCCUCCUAUCAGGGCAUGACAACCUGUACACAGCGGCUGUACAGACCCUGGCUGACACACCCACGCUCCACACGGAUGAUGAGCUUUUAGAGCAGCUAUUGAAACUUCAACUGGUUUCAAAGCUGAUCUCUACUCCACACUACCCAGCCAUUGUGCAAUACCUGCUGGCCAAUCAGCAUCCAGAGACAAAGUCACAUGAAGAGUCAUGUGAUCACCUCUCUAUUCAGCGAUUGGCUGGGCAGCUGAAAGAGGCUGGGUUUGAGGCUGAGGCAGGUAGUUUGAUGUUCCAAGUGAAAUCAACUCCUCAGGUUCUACAAACGUUUGGAAGUGCUUUAGGUGCAAUAUCCAAGUGGUUCAAAUGAUGAUGUAUCAAAUAUGAUUAUAUUUAUUGCGACAUCAGUAGGCUAAUACUGAUAGGCUAGACUUGUUUAAUGAUAUUUAAAUGAAUUUGUAGAAGAUAUACAUGUACUUGUAUAUUCUAACAUUGUUUAAAUAACUUGAGAGUUAUAAUGGUUUUGCAUAUGUGGCAGAAUGUGCAAAUAUUGUUGUUAGUAAUUCAUUUAUUAGCCUGGAAUAAAUUUAUUUAUAAAUGCUUUGUGGCAGUCAUGUUUGAAUAAAUGUGGAGAAGGUA